UCCUUUUCCUCUCUCCUCCAUUUCCAAGUCUAUAGUGAUCUCCUCGGAGACAAGUCUCAAUUUCAAUAAAUAAAUAUAUAUAUUUUUUUCCACCAAAAAUGGCAAACCCUAGAGUUUUCUUCGACAUCUCUGCAGGUGGAAAUCCACUCGGCAGAGUCAUUAUGGAGCUGAGAGCUGACGUCGUCCCCAGGACAGCAGAGAACUUCAGGCAGCUGUGCACAGGGCAGCAGGGCUUUGGCUACAAAGGCUCCACUUUCCACCGUGUCAUCCCUAACUUCAUGUGCCAGGGUGGAGAUUUCACCAACCACAACGGAACCGGCGGUAAGUCCAUCUACGGACAUAAAUUCGAGGAUGAGAACUUCUCCCUGAAGCACACGGGGGCCGGAUGCCUGUCUAUGGCCAACGCUGGACCCAACACCAACGGCUCGCAGUUCUUCAUCUGCACGGCGAACACCAGCUGGCUGGACGGGAAGCACGUGGUCUUCGGGCAGGUGGUCGAUGGUUUGGAUGUCAUUAAGAAGGUCGAGAGCCACGGCAGCAACAGCGGCAAAACCAGCGCCAAGAUCCUCAUCGCUGACUGCGGACAGCUCUAGACGCGUCUGGGUCCGCCACUUAGGCUCCGCCCCUUUCCCCCUGCACACCCCCUACUCUCUUAGUCAGCUUGAAACACCAGUGAAAACAUGACAUUCCCGUCCUGCUCCGUCUCCCGCUUUAACCGCAGUCUCUUUCGCCUGUCCACCGUUUUUUUUUUUUUCGACGAGUUGCCUUCUUCCUUUUUUUUUUUUCCUUCAUCGGAUUUCAUUUUCAUUUGCAAACAGAAGCCGUGGGCUGUGAAGGUUUGUGUGUCAGAAUCUGAAAAUAAAAAAAAAAGAAGGGGGAACAACGACAUCGUGAGAUUUCUCACUUUUUCUUUGCUCCUGUGUGCUAAAAUGGGUGGUUCGAUCCUAGCUCAUAAAUUUCCUACACUAGCUAGGAACUUUCUCAGCUAGCCGAUAAAAUUCCAUUUCAGUACGAUAGGGCAGGAGAAUCGCGAGGGCGAAGCAAUUCGGCUAAAUUAUCGACCUUUUUCUCUGAAAUGUCAGACAAGAAACGGUGUUUUGGGUUUGUUUUCCUUUUCCUUUUUGUCAUCCUUCAGUAAUGCUUCCUGACCAAUCAGGUUACAAAAAAAAAAAAAAAAAAAAUGGACAAAGUGCAUUUAUAUCUUCUUGGUAAACGAAUAGAAGGAGAUGAAGGCCAUGUUGGUUGCGUUUUGGUUGCCAGUACGUUUGCAUACUUGAAUAAUUAAUUACACCACACAGUAAAAAGCCAACGAGCA
Messenger RNA from Silurus meridionalis, 1315 nucleotides. It is a transcript of the gene ppiaa, whose product is annotated as peptidylprolyl isomerase Aa (cyclophilin A). Gene Ontology annotation, biological process: protein peptidyl-prolyl isomerization; protein folding. Gene Ontology annotation, cellular component: intracellular membrane-bounded organelle. Lineage: Eukaryota; Metazoa; Chordata; Actinopteri; Siluriformes; Siluridae. Gene Ontology annotation, molecular function: peptidyl-prolyl cis-trans isomerase activity. The record is from RefSeq and is a predicted model, not a curated record. The transcript has 5 exons. The coding region runs from base 99 to 593 and encodes 164 amino acids.